Messenger RNA from Helicoverpa zea (corn earworm), 3318 nucleotides. RefSeq names its product four and a half LIM domains protein 2 (gene Lmpt). The record is from RefSeq and is a predicted model, not a curated record. NCBI's taxonomy places the organism in Eukaryota, Metazoa, Arthropoda, Insecta, Lepidoptera, Noctuidae. Gene Ontology annotation, molecular function: zinc ion binding; transcription coregulator activity. Bases 25 to 1968 code for a protein of 647 amino acids. The transcript has 7 exons. Gene Ontology annotation, cellular component: nucleus; Z disc.
GCGUGUUUGUUCGAGGACAUUGAAAUGGGACUCCUGCUGUCUGUCGUUAUCUCGUACGCAGGCGCUCACGAAGCUAUCGAGUGCGUGAAACACUUGCUCAGUGGCGUCAUACCCAACUCUAAUCCGGACUUCCAAGAACUCGCUGAGUACUACUCCAGCCAACUCAGGAAAGCGGCCAGCCCAGCCUCCGCAGGCGAAUGGAGCAAAGAAUGCGGUCAGGGAUACCUAUUAUUAACCGAGGAUAAAAAUGGAAAACUAAAAUCGGCCGCCGUCAAGUACUACGGUGACAACACAAACUCGACCGCCAUACUGUUCUCCACCAAAAUAUCCAGCUUCGGCCAGGAGUCCCUCGAGGAGAGCCAAGCGAGCGACGACAACCGGAGCGACAGGUACAAUACGACGAAAACGAAAACCAUUCUUACGAACUCUUCAGGCUCGAUCAAUAUUCGACAAAGGAGAAGAUCACCUACGCCUCGUGAAACUAUUUCAGAUUCAAAUCACAACAGCUUUACUUCAAAUACUGUCGCGCCUGAACACAAGGAGGACGAAGGGGCUGACGAGAAACUGACAUGGCAUUACAGACCACUGAGUCCCCCCCGCACCCCGCAACCACUGCCCGAAAUACAUUUCCAAUCAUUCGACGAAGACAAAAGAGGCGAAUACAGCGAAGACUUCCUCAGAUCUCUUGAUGGGAUUAAGUUCCGACCAAUACAACGACACGACCCGAGUGGCAGGCGACGGAGUUUCAAAAAGCGCCACUCAUCGUCGUCGAAUUCUUCCAAAGAUUCGCGAGCUUCACGCGAGGAGGAACUUAAGAUGUUCACGUCUCUCGAGGAAGCUGAGUUCGCGCGUAUGAACAAAGACGACAAACUUGGAGGAAGCACGCCUAAUCUAUCAGCGCGUUCUUAUUCCAGAAGUCGGUCGAGGGAAAACUCGAGGGAGAGAAGGAGUGAGCAAUGGAGCGUGGAAGCGUCAGUGGACAGCGUGGCUUCCGAUGACAAUGUGACGCAAAAGCCGCUGUUGAAAGACGUUCCCAAACUCAACUCCUUCGAGGAAGAGACGAAUGAGACUAAAGAGCUUAUUUUCAGUGGCGAAUACACCAAGGCGAUGAACAAGGACUGGCACAGCGGUCACUUCUGCUGCUGGCAGUGCGACGAGUCGCUGACCGGCCAGCGCUACGUCCUCCGCGAUGAGCACCCUUACUGCAUCAAGUGCUACGAGAGCGUCUUCGCCAACGGCUGCGAGGAAUGCAACAAGACCAUCGGUAUCGACUCUAAGGACCUGUCGUACAAAGACAAGCACUGGCACGAGGCCUGCUUCCUGUGCGCCAAGUGCCGCGUCUCGCUGGUAGACAAGCAGUUCGGCUCCAAGCUCGACAAGAUCUACUGCGGCAACUGCUACGAUGCCCAGUUUGCUAGCCGCUGUGAUGGCUGCGGUGAAGUGUUCCGUGCUGGAACCAAGAAGAUGGAGUACAAGACGAGGCAGUGGCACGAGAAGUGCUUCUGCUGCGUGGUCUGCAAGAACCCCAUUGGCACCAGGAGCUUCAUUCCCAGGGAGCAGGAGAUCUACUGCGCCGGCUGCUACGAAGACAAGUUCGCUACUCGCUGCGUUAAGUGCAACAAGAUCAUCACGCAAGGCGGCGUGACCUACAAGAACGAGCCGUGGCACCGCGAGUGCUUCACGUGCACCAACUGCAACACCUCGCUGGCUGGCCAGCGGUUCACUUCCCGCGACGAGAAACCCUACUGCGCUGACUGCUUCGGAGAACUCUUCGCUAAGCGCUGCACGUCUUGCACCAAGCCUAUUACUGGUAUCGGCGGCACCCGCUUCAUCUCGUUCGAGGACCGCCACUGGCACAACGAUUGCUUCAUCUGCGCGCAGUGCAAGACCUCCCUGGUCGGCAAGGGCUUCAUCACCGACGGCCCCGACAUAAUCUGCCCCGAGUGCGCCAAGCAAAAGCUCAUGUAAAUACGAACUCACGCACAGCUCCCUAACGCUUCCCCUCCUGGCAACACCGUAACACUAUCGAUAAGCUUACCAUCGAGUGAAUCCGCCAAUCGAUUUAGGAAUCGAUUCUCGUUACAUCAAAUGUGACUAAUGUAUUUUUGUGUGCUUAUAGCGAAAAAACCAUUCUACCGGUAGUCGCUAACGCCAGAGACUGGGUCGCGUCUAAAAAGCAGGAUACUUCCAGCGAUGUGCUUUUCGACCUCAUUGACAACGUAAACUUUCACAAGGUCAAUGUCAAACCUUAGACGUUACUUAGACAACUUGUUGACGAUAUUUUUAUACAAAAAUUAAUAACGAAAAUCACAAAAAAAUGUGAAUGCACAAAUUGUGUUAUCAAGUAUUUAAUUUCGCUUUUUGAAAUCUUUUAUUUAUAUAUAUUGACUGUUUAGUUCUGACUAAUUCAACCCUGUAUCUAUCGUUAUGUUGGUAUGUAUUACGUGCUAAUUGCCAUAUUAUUUCGCUUUGGCUGUUGUAUUAGUCUUUAGAUUUAUAAUUGUCAAUUUACCUAGUGCGAUUCACACGAUGCCUUAAUAACAUAUCUAAGUCAAUUUCGAGGGUAUAUUAUUUCUUGUUGUAAAGCCACCUUAUUUAUAAAUUUUGUGAUCUAAGUCUUGCCUUUCUUUGUAAACGCUAAAGGACAAUCUACUGUGUUCAAGGUUUAUAACUAAAGAGGUCCUACAACGCUAGUCUGGUGUCGCCAGAUAUAUAAUUUCUUUUUAUUAAUAGACACCCUACUGGGUGGUAAUAAGUGCUUGUCAUGUAACAUAGUAUAUAAGAAAUUUAUUGAAAGAGUAAUGUACGUGUUAUAUUUUAAGUAUUUAUUUAUACGGGAGUACGCACUUAUUAUCUGUGGGGACGCCGAUGGUGUUGCCGUCACAUUAAAAAAGAAUGAGAUUUUAGAUGUAGUGUUGCCAUUUACGCCAUCGGUAGGUCGCUACCUAACACUAUUGUUAAGUGACAUCUAGUUUUACUAAUAAAAAAUAAUAAUAUAAAAAUAUUUUUGUUCUCGAAUAAGAAUCAGUCGUAAUUGAAUGUUAUCGAUAUUUUUACAUGAUGGUAAAUAUUUAGCGUUUAGUGGUUAAGUGGGUAACAGCUGUGUUUACAUCGCGUCAGCGCCGACCAUGCAAUGAUUGGGGAACACUUUAUAAACGUUACUUGUUAAGGAUUAAAUUAUUCAAAUGUUGAAUUAUUAAUUUAUAAUAAUGUGUACACUUAAAAACGACCGCUUAGCUGUGUGAUCUGAUCUAAUUAAAUAUUUCUAUCUAUCUAUAGAAUGUAAACUAUGAAACGGAAAUAAACGAUUUAAAAGUA